Molecule: messenger RNA, 3150 nt
Organism: Aureobasidium subglaciale EXF-2481
Lineage: Eukaryota; Fungi; Ascomycota; Dothideomycetes; Dothideales; Saccotheciaceae
Exons: 1
Coding region: 344-2653 (769 amino acids)
Molecular function (GO): protein binding
Source: RefSeq, a predicted model, not a curated record
GAAAGUUUUGGUCUUCUACGCUCGUGUCUCCAUAGACAUGGGUGCAAUUCAUGCCCAACACCAGUCGCCUCCGAUCAUAUUCUCGUGAUGAGAGACACUGGUGCAACAGCCGUUUUUCUCAACAGGUAGGCUAGACCUGCUCGUUUUCUCGAUCGAUGCAGCCGGGGUAGCAUUGGACUGUUGGCCGCAGAUCUGGCCAGACUCUCAUCAUCGACGAUACAAAGAAGACCAGAACAUACAUUUGCCCAGGGUCUGCACGACAGAGGUAAGCAAUGUGAACUGCACCGCUCGACUUGAUUUCAACCUCACUCUCUCAACUGCUCUGCUUUUGUUCUUCACGACCAUGGAUACGGCACAGCUGGACGACGCGCUGUAUCGGGCUUGCAUCACAGAAGACUUGGCACAGGUGAAAGUGUUGAUACAGGAACAACAUGCGCAAGUUAACAAAAUCAUCGGUUUCGCUGGACAGCUGGAUUACUGCCUAAAUCACGCAACGAGCACUGGCUCGAUACCUCUGGUGCGCUUUCUGCUCGACCAUGGCGGUGCAACCGUCAACGCAGGGGCAUUACGGAUAGCAGCUUUCGGAGGGGAUUUACCAAUGUUGCAACUCCUGCUUGAACCGAUAAAGGCUCAUUUAACAAAUUCCGGAAUGUCCAGGAAAUGGCGAGGAGAUCUCGCUUCAAUACUCGUCGGCGCAACAAGACGAGGACAAAGUGAAACAGCUGAAGCCUUGAAAGUCUUCCGUUCACGUGUUGACGACUUUGACAAGGCUGUCGAUGCCGGACUUCUUGCAGCAUGCGCUGCUGGCGACAUGCGCUCUGUCAAACACUUUGUCGAUUUGGGUGCCGAGAACAAGGUUGAAGCCAUAUGUACCGCAGCCGAGUACCAUCAAUUGGAACCACUGGAAUACUUUCUGGAGGAACACUCAUUCGAGCCCGAAGAGCUUUUCGAUCCUCUGAUUUCGGCAGCCGCUGGCGGUCGUAUGCCCUCUAUCCUUCUGCUUAUUGAACAUGGAGCCGAUGACGAUUCAGGCGCCGCACUGGCCAAAGCUGCCAAGUUUUCCCACGUAGAGGCAGCACAGCACUUCCUUGGACUCUUCAAGUAUACAACAGACAAGCUCUCGGCAGCGCUUGCAGCGGCAGCUCGAGUAGGCGACACUACGAUCAUGGAGAUGCUCAUUCGUAAAGGCGCUCAAGGCUCAGGAGCCUUGAUACUAGCGGUUCAGAGAAGUCAUCUUGCAGCUACGGAGCUUCUGAUCCGGAACCUUGCACCAACGCAGCAAGAACUAUCCAAGGCGCUGGAGAAAGCAAUGUUUAUCUGGCUACGGCCGGUACAGAUGCGCAGACCAUACAUGUCGAGGACUUCCAGCCACUCUUCGAGAAGCACCAACGAAGAGACUGAGCCGACGAUACCGGAAGUCCUAAAUGAUAGGGAAGGGUCUCGAAAACGCAUCGUUGAGGUGCUUCUGGAAGCUGGAGGUCGACUAUCCGAGCUUUACUAUUGCCGACUUCUGGAAAUGAUGAUUCUUACUCAGAAUCGAUAUGGAGUUGAGCUAUUGCAAGACAAUGCAAGAUUCACGAUGGUGGAAACAUUGCCUGAUGAGUACUUGAUCAGCCUGGCGAUUUAUCAUCAGCAAGACGAUAUGGUCAAUCUAUUACUCGGCUUCCCUGUGGCGCACAAAUCAGAGCCCGAAGAAGCAACGGAGCUGAGCAGCGUUCAGUCAAUUGCCGAAAAUAAGCUUGCAUGGGAAUCGAAAGUCUACAAUCCAGUCCCUAGUCCGCUUAUACUGGCCGCAAAGCUUCAAAAUGAGCAAUGGUGUAAGACGCUAGUCAAAAGCGAGGAGACGGACAUCAACGAGUGGUGCUCUUACAAGCCAAGCAAGAGACUUUUGAGCUAUUACGGCUCCGACAGAAAAACACAAACACCAAAAGAAGAACAAUAUGAAGAACUUGGAUGCCCAUUCGGCACGGAAGAACUACGCGACUGCGCCCUGUCGAUGGCCGUUCGCUCCAAGGAUAUACCCAUAACGCGUAUACUCAUCGAAAGCGGCGCAGACCCGUGGGUCAAUCGACAAGGGAUCUCUAUCUUCGAGCUAGCAGCUAGGGAGAACUGCCUACAAGACGUCGAAACGUUCUUGGAGCAGGGCACGGCCGUGAUGACAAUUGAUCGGAGAGAAUGGGAUGGCGGGAGAAGCAUGCUACAUUGGGCUGCGAUGUAUGGCACUGGUGGUUUGAUCGAUCUGCUUUGCAAGAAGGGAGCUACGAUCGAUCUCACAGAUGCAAUGCACACAACACCAUUACAUCUGGCUGUUGCUGCCGGAAAUAUAGGCACAGUAAAAGGAUUGCUUUGGGCUGGAGCGAGGACGUCACUGAGAGAUGUCGGAUACUGCCUAUGCGUUGACGAACUUGCUGCGAAGCUAGCACAAGAAGCUUCUUGGGCGGAUCCAUUAAGGGCAGUCAGAUUCGACAUCAGCCGAUUCUUAGAUGAGUGGGUGCGGAAUAAUAUGGAUCACCUGGAUGCUGCCAACAUCCGUAGAGAAUCGAAAGCAGCCGAAGAAAGAGCAAAAGUGGCAGAGGCUUCACGGUCAGUAGACGCCGAUCUUGUAGACCAUUUCAGUGACGAGGAUAGCGUGCAUUGGAGCGACGGAGAGUAAUGUGGGUAUUUAGCAAGUAUUCCUCUACAGACAGACACAAAUUUGACGGCAGCGGUAAAUGGAACUUGACAUUAUAUCAAGAAUAUCGAGUGAUGAUGGAGAGAGUGUGUAAAUCGUGGAGAGAAGCCGCUGGGCCCCGGAAUCGGUCGGGACGAGGACUCGGUCGUAACUUCUGUCUGGGGUGACAAAACAGAUGGUACGCUGGAGCUCGGCAGGAAGGUACAGGCUGCACUGAACGACAUUGUGAGUAGUAAGAAUUGUAGAAGAGGUGAGAGCGAAGGGUCGCUUUGCUUUUGGAAAGUGCGACAGGUGUAAGUUGGGUACAACAAGGUGAUAUUGUGUCAGUACGCAGGGCUCACAGAGCUACGAAAUUCAAAAAGCUGUCAAAAGGUGUGGCCAUUUCGGACGCUUUGACCCCCGUCCGAGUGCUUCGUUGCGGCAAAUCUCGUUCAACCUCACCCUCCUCCUAGAACCGACCUCUCAUCACCCUCUAUCUC